AUGGCUUCAGCUGCGCGAAAAAGUGUUCACGUCGCGAGUGUGAAACACAUGAUCUACGACGAGCCGCACUUUGCGAUGCAGAGCAGCCUCCGACGGCUAAUCAAAGAGAAAAUCAAUCCGAACGUGAGCCAAUGGGAGGCGAACGGCAGCUAUCCGGCGCAUCAUGUGUUCAAAGAGCUUGGUCGGAUUGGCGUUUUCGCCGCCAACAAACCGCACAAAUUCGGCGGUCUCGGCUACGAUUUCUCGAUGUCGAUCGCGAUCGCCGAACAAAUCGGCGCCGUCGCGUGCGGCUCGAUACCGAUGUCGGCGAUGGUGCAGACGGACAUGUCGACGCCGGCGCUCGCGCGAUUCGGCUCCGACGCGCUUCGCGAUUUGUUUUUGCGGCCGUCGAUCUCCGGCGAUUGUGUGUCGUCGAUUGCGGUGUCGGAGCCGCACGCCGGCUCCGACGUGUCGGCGAUUCGGACGCACGCGAGGCGCCAUGGAAGCGAUUUGAUCAUCAAUGGCUCGAAAAUGUGGAUCACGAACGGCGAACAGGCCGACUGGGCUUGCGUCCUCAUCAACACCGUCGCCAACACCACCAACAAACAUCGCAAUAAGAGUCUCGUGUGUGUGCCGCUCGAUAUUAAAGGAGUUCAUCGAUCAACGAGACUUGAGAAAUUGGGAAUGCGAAGCUCGGACACGGUUCAGCUGUUUUUCGACGACGUUCGAGUGCCCAGCUCGUAUAUAAUUGGCGAGGAGGGUCACGGCUUCUCGUACCAAAUGCAGCAGUUCAACGACGAGCGAUUGGUUACGGUGGCGGUGGGUCUCGCGCCGCUUCAGCGAUGCAUCGACGAGACGCUGAAAUACGCGAACGGUCGCACGAUAUUCGGACGAACGCUUCUCGAUCAGCAAUACGUGCAAUUUCGGCUCGCCGAGCUCGAAGCCGAACUCGAGGCGACGCGAUCGUUGUUGUAUCGCACGGUGUUGGCGCGUUGUCAGGGCGAUGAGAACGUCAGUAUGCUGACGGCAAUGGCGAAAUUGAAGAUUGGACGGUUGGCGAGAAAAAUAACCGAUGAGUGCCUUCAGAUUUGGGGCGGCGCUGGAUUCCUCGCCGACAAUGACAUCAGUCGGGCGUUUCGCGAUUUUCGUGUGUUCAGCAUUGGCGCCGGAUGCGACGAGGUCAUGAUGCAGAUAAUUCAUAAGAAUCAAUCGCGACGCGCAUUGUAA
Caenorhabditis bovis is the source of this 1206-nucleotide messenger RNA. Lineage: Eukaryota; Metazoa; Nematoda; Chromadorea; Rhabditida; Rhabditidae. The record is from the annotation of a GenBank genome assembly.